Messenger RNA from Astrephomene gubernaculifera, 4945 nucleotides. Lineage: Eukaryota; Viridiplantae; Chlorophyta; Chlorophyceae; Chlamydomonadales; Astrephomenaceae. The record is from the annotation of a GenBank genome assembly.
GACUAGGUAAGAGUAAGACCUUCUCCUUCAAACGCAACAUAGCAUACCUGACAAGUACCUUUAUAUCUCCCACAACUUGUAACAGGUCAACCUCUAUACAGGCGGUUGCUUUAAAGCAUAGCAACAGUUACUCAGACAAUGUCAUAAUAGACAAUUACCGGGAGCUAGGACAUCUGCGCGAGCCCUUAGGGGGUUGACAGCUUGAAAAUGUCACAGCUGGGCUCGCCGCGGAGCACCACGACAACGAUGUCUGAAUUACCAGGACAGCCAUCGGCCCAAAAUAAAGUUGAGAAAGUUGAGAAGGUCUGGGUGGGCGUCAGAAUUCGCCCCUUGCUGCGACAUGAAUCGGAGGCUAAGGAAACAGUGGCAUGGAAAGCAAGUGGCAGUGGAACGCUUUCAUGCAUGGUCGAGGAGAAGAACGCUUUCCAGCAAAGCACGUAUCAGUAUGACAGGGUCUUCGCGGACACCUGCACAUCAGACGAGGUGUACGCGGCAGCAGCCCAGCCAAUGGUCCAGUCUGCUAUGAAGGGCUACAACUGUACGCUCUUUGCCUAUGGCCAGACUGGUUCGGGCAAGACCACGACGAUGCGUUCGGUGAUGCGUCACGCGGCAAAGGACAUCUUUGCGCACAUUGCCCGCACGCGGGACCGCGACUUUGUGUUGAAGAUGUGCGCAAUUGAAGUGUACAACGAGGUUGUGCAUGACCUGUUCGUUGACGUGGACACCAACUUGAAGAUCAACGACGAUAAGGAGAAGGGCCCGGUGGUGGUGGACCUGACGGAGCAGAGCAUAGAGUCGGAGGAGCACCUGCUGAAGAUGCUCAAGGCCAUAGAGGGCCGUCGCCAGGUGAGGGAGACAAAGAUGAACCAGAAGAGCAGCCGCUCGCACCUGGUGGUGCGGCUGUAUGUGGAGAGCCGGCCUGCAUCCAUUGCGUCAGACGACGAGCUGUCCAGCGACGACAGCUCUGAGGCGGAGGAUGACGACGGUAGCGUCGGCGGUGAGACCAGCAGCCGCACCCUGGCGCCGGUCUUGUCCACCAUCAACUUUGUGGACCUGGCGGGGUCAGAACGCCUCAACCAGGCCAGCAUGACGGACGACGUGGAUAAGGAGAAGCUGCGCCAGAAAGAGGCGAGCAACAUCAACGUCAGCCUGCUAACCCUGGGCAAGGUCAUCCGGGCGCUGGGCAAGCGGGGCGAGCACGUGCCGUACCGCGAGUCCAACCUGACGCGCAUCCUGCAACCCUCGCUGGCCGGCAACUCGCGCAUGGCGAUUGUGUGUACGCUGUCUCCUGCAGCAGGCUCCGUCGACAACAGCCGAGCCGCGCUGCACUUUGCCAACCACGCCAAGGCGGUGACCAUGCGGCCGGUCCUGAACGAGGUGCGCAACGAGCAGGCCAUCAUCCACAAGAUGGAGGUGGAGAUCAUGGAGUUGCGGCGCAAGCUGGCUCGCAUGGACCGCCCUGACCGCAGCUCCCGUCAAGGCACUAAGCAGCUGCUGGCGGAGAAAGAUGCGGAGCUAAAGGCCAAGGAGGAACAGAUGCGGAAAGCACUGCAAGAGCGAGCGGCGCUGGAGCGGCGCCUCAACCAGAUGGAGAAGUUCAUCAUCCGCGGUGGCUCUGGCAGUCCGGCACCGGGCCUACGGCGCAGCUUCGAUGGACUGGACUCCCUCGCGUCCUCCAUGGCGGCUGGUGCGAACGGACCUGGCGGGGCGCGGGGUGCAGGGCUGCUGGGCAGCAGCGCCGUUGGGACGUCCGUGCGCGCGUCGUGGAACCCGGGGAGCAUGUCCGCGCUGGACACCCGCGAGCCCACCAGCGCUGGCAAGACGGGGAAGGGUGUGCCAGGCUCUGCCAGGAUUGUCGGCAACCCCGGUCGCCUGCUGUUGGACUACCUGCUGCCCCCGGGCGUUCGGGAGGCCGUGAACCGGCUAAGCGUGGAGAACCCGACUCAGCGCGGUGCAGCCGCUGCGCCCACUGGCACGGAUGCGCGAAAUGGCUAUAACCUGCGCAUGGAGAUCGGCAAACUGCAGGCGCCCGAGGGCAGCAAGGCCGAGGAGGCCCGCACGGCGCUGCAGGCCGAAGUCCGCUGCUGCAGCCAGCGGCCUGAUGCCGCAGCCGUGGUUGCGGCGGCAGCUGGCGCCACGCCUGACACGGCAGAUCGCCUGCUGGAGCAGCUGACGCAGAUGCUGGGCUCGCUAGAGCAGCGGCAGCGCGAUGGGCAGGAGCCGGGCAGCAGCCAGGCAGGAGGGACAGCGCCUGCAGCAAACCCGAAUACCGCGUCUGAUCCGGCUUCCGCUGCGGCCACCCCGUCUGGAAAGGAGACUGCGGCCGCCGGGGCGCUCCAGCGACAGCAACCCUCGAACGCUGAGGACGAGGCGAACCUGAUAGCCUUGCUCCGUACGGAGGUGGCUCGUUUGCAGCGCUUGCGGGCGAUCAACGUGCAGGCAAACCAGGCGAUAGAGUCGCUGCUGAGCAAGGUCGCGAUGCUGGAGGCGGGCAGUACUGGCGGCUCCAACCCGCACAUGGACGGCUUGCUGCAGGUCCCUGCCGUGCUUGAAAGGCUACAAACCGCGCUGCAGGAGGCUGACGAGCUGGAUGAGGGUGAUGAAGACAUGACAGCAGCCGAAGGGGCGGCAGCAGCAGCCGGCGGCGCUGGAGACCACCAGUACCCCACGCACACGGGUGCGCGCACGGUAGCCCGGCGCCGAGUGGCCGCUGCCAGGGAUGACGGCGAGGCCACCAGCGAACAGCGCUAUGACUCGCCGGCAGCGGCGCCGCAAGUCACCACGGCAGCUGCGCAGCACAGCCCGGCGCGGUUGAGCGGGAGCAAGCUGCCCCGGGCACUCCUGACGGGCGCUGACCUUGACGGCGAGGGGGAUUCGGUGCUGGUCAAAUCGCCUCGCCGGGGCUUGAUGGCGUCGCCGCAUGGCGGUGCGGGGCUGGGAGCCAGCACCACGCCAAACAGCCGCCUGUCAGCUGGCGUGCGCGCGGGUCACGUGCAACACCACGGCGCCGAUAGCCCCCGUGCCGGCGCGGACGUGGAUGGCCAUGCUGACGAGCUUUGCUUGCGGCGCAUGCGCACACCAUCGCUCUCGAUGCAAGCCUCCGAGGCUGAGCUCAUGUCCGCCGGACGGCCUACCGCCAGCAUCAGCAGUCGUGGAGUCAUGCGGGACACGGAGCGCGCGAAACGAAUCAUCGGCCGCGAGAAGGAGGCCAUCCAUGCAUGGUACGCCGCCGAGGUGGCGCGGCUGAAGGCGGCAUUCCGGACGCAGACGCAAGCGGAUGUAGACGCCAUGCGGGAAGCAGUGGAGCGCUACCGUGGGAUGUUUGAGGAGACUCAGGAGCGUGUGGAGCGGUUGAACGUACAAAAGCAGCUGCUUAUCAAGCAGGUGCUGCAACUAGAGCUGGCGGUGGACGAAGCUGAGCAGCAGGAGGCCCGCAGCAACGCCAUGAUUGCAAAGCUGAUGGCGGAGCGUGAUCAGGCUGUCAAGGAGGCGGCCCAGGCCAAGAGCCGCGAGCAGGCCGCGCUGCUGCAAGCACAGCAGGCGCAGGCCAUGGCCUUCUCUGCGCAGCAGACGGCGCUGAUGCAUGCGUCGUCGUCAGACCAACACGCCUUCAACGACGACGACGAUGACUGGGCCGAUGCGCCGACGACGGAGACGCUUCUGGGUCAGCUGUGCGAGCUGUGGCACAAGCUUAACGUGCCGCUGGUGUACCGCAGCCGCUUCUUCAUGCUCUUCCGCAGCAAGGAGCUCAUCUACUUGCAAAUGGAGCAGCGCAGGCUGAAGCAUCGUCUGGAGCAGGUUGAGAAGGAACUCGAGGGCGACUAUCUCUCCCGCAGCAAGGCGCUGGACAAGGCCAAGCGAGCGCUAGAUCUCGAGCGCAAGGUGCUGGCGCAAGCGAUGCGGUUCACGUACAACGAGCGCGAGCGGGAGAUGCUGUUUGACCAGUGGGGCGUCAGCGCCCACUCCAAAGGGCGCAAGCUGCAGCUGGUCAAGAAGCUGUGGGACCCCGCCAAGACCAAGGACCAAGUGAGCAUGGAGGCGUCCGCCACGGUCGUGUGUGCGCUGGCGGGGCCUGAUGCAACGGAACAGUUCAUGCAGCUGGUCUUCGGCAACACCGCAGAGGUCUGUGCCCGCCCAACCCACGUGGGCGCGCUGAUGACUACCCUGGUGCGGCGGGUCACCACGCCGCGACAGCGCAAGGCUGCUGCUGCGGCGGGUGGCGGCACCAACCCGCUGACCUCCUCCGUGAUUGUGCACGGCGGCAGCAGCGGGAACGCUUCCGCUGGUGGAGUGACACCGCGCAGGAAUUCAUCAACCAGCCUACUCGCAAGCUUAGCGGGUCGCGUCGGGUCCAUUCUUUCGCAGCAACCAGCAGCAAGCAGGUUGACAACUACCUCGCAGCAGCCUGCUGCGGAAGGAGACAACGCCCAAGCUGCGCCUGCUUCCGGUGGCGCGGUUUCACAACACACCGCCCCGCCAUCUGUACCCCCGCUGAUGCUGAAUGGACGCGGCGCAUCUCCAGGCACAACGAGCAGCAGUGGUGUAGUGGGCGGGGGCGGGCCCAUAGCAUCUGGUCUGGGGCCCAUGACGCGGAACCUGGCUAACACGGCAGGGCACGGGGGGUCUUUGUUGAUGGGGUCGAUCAAGGGCCACCCGUCGGCCACCACAUCAAUUUUGAGCACGUUCCAAGGGAAUGCUACUUCCAUUGCCUCCAUGCGAGGGCGGACGAGCUACGCUGAUUCCUGACCGGGUACAUUUCGCAUUGAGUUGGAUGACUUGCAUUACGUGGUAUGAACUUAUAUAAAGCAUGGCAGGUGCUAUGUGAUAUCGCGGGGGAUUGAGCCCUCGCCGAGAAGUUCCAUACAGGGAACAAAUGCCUAGCGGUUCGGUGGCUGGGGCCGUAGAGCGCAAACAGACGUGGAUACGUGACUCUUAAGGUUUACUU